This is a messenger RNA of Sturnus vulgaris (Common starling), 1615 nucleotides long. It is a transcript of the gene ISM2, whose product is annotated as isthmin 2. The record is from RefSeq and is a predicted model, not a curated record. NCBI's taxonomy places the organism in Eukaryota, Metazoa, Chordata, Aves, Passeriformes, Sturnidae.
UUUACUGCUCCUCUCGGAGGACAGGAUUUGGAGCACUGAGGACGGGCGUGCUGCCAGACCGCCUGCCCUGAACGUGUGAGGUGGGGAGAGGAAGGGAGAGAUGCCUCUGAUUAGAGGGAAAGUCGUGCUCAUCCUCGGAUUCGUCUUCCUGACAACUUUCCUGGCUGCGGUGAGAGGGCUGCCCGUGAGGGGAAAACAGCGCAGCAAUAGCCCGAAGGAGAGGAGCUCCAAGCUGGCGGAGGUCUCAGCAUCAUCCAGCCCCCGUUCAGGAGGGGACGAGGAGCUGCCACCAUCGGGCAAGGCGCGGGGGCUGAGGCGCAGUGGCCAGGCUGGCCCGCGGCGGCACCGGCGCAGAGGGAUGGCUCAGCAGGCUGCCAGGAGCCCAGCUCUGCCCCAGCCCAGUGGUGCUGGCCAGGAGGAGAGCCUGCCCUUCAUGCUGGACCUGCAGAACUUGCCAGGGCUGGCCAAUGUGGACCUGAGUGCCCAGAACCCCAACAUCCAGGUGACCAUUGAAGUGGUGGAUGAUCCUCAGGCUGAGAUGGAGAUGGACUUGUUGAAGGAGACAAGCAAUGACUGGUCUCUGACAUCCUCUGAGUGGUUGUCUCACAAGGACCUAUUCUGGCCCCUCUUCUGGGAAUACACUGACCCUGCUGAGGGAGAGGAGGAGGAGGAAGAUGAAGAGGAGGAGGAAGAGGAGGAAGAGGAUGACAACCUGGACGUAGGGGACAGGGAGGAAGAAGAAGAGGAUGAUGAUGAAGAGGAAGAUUACACAGCAGAGUAUGAGGAGGAGGAGUCCAUGCUUAGUGGAGUAGGUGGUAACUGGGACCAGCAAUGGCCUGGGCAGAAGAACUGGAUCUUUAAGGAGAAAUACAAUUAUGACUAUGAAGAUGAGGAGGAGUGGAGCCCAUGGUCCCCUUGCAGCAUCACCUGUGGCAGUGGCAACCAGAAGAGGACCCGGUCCUGUGGCUAUGCCUGUACAGCGACAGAAUCAAGGACCUGCGAUCUGACACACUGCCCUGGAGCAGAAGGAGAAAUGGCCUUCCCCACAGAAGAGACACCUUUCAAAAGUGACAACACCACAGAGCUGUUCAACUCAGAGGUGGACAGCUGUGAGAAGUGGCUGAACUGCAAGAGCGACUUCCUCACCAAAUACCUGAGCAAGGUGCUGACGGACCUGCCCAGCUGCCCCUGCUCCUACCCGCUGGAGGCCGUCUACAGCGCUGUCAACCUGCGGGACGAGCAGCAGGGCAAGAGCUUCCGAUGGCGGGAUGCCAGCGGCCCCAAGGAGCGCCUGGACAUCUACAAGCCGACGGCUCGCUUCUGCCUGCGCUCCAUGCUCUCCCUCGACAGCACCACCCUGGCUGCCCAGCACUGCUGCUACGACGAGCACACCCGCCUCAUCACCCGCGGCAAGGGGGCUGGUGUCCCCAACCUCAUCAGCACCGAGUUCUCCCCGGAGCUGCACUACAAGGUGGACAUGCUGCCCUGGAUCCUUUGCAAGGGUGACUGGAGCCGGUAUCACGCUGUCCGGCCCCCCAACAAUGGGCAGCGGUGUGCUGAUAACCCCACCGAGGAGGAGUACCUGUCCCAGCUGCAGGAGGCCAAGGAGUACUAG